GUUCGAGCUCAAUCGUGAGUUUCGCGUUCGAAGACGACUCUGGGAUCUCUUCUUGUCUUCAACCACACGCCUCCAGUCGACAAUGUCUUCGGAGCCAAAGGCUGGUGUUGGUGUGUCGCACAACGAUCGCCGGGAAAGCAGUUCAACGACAGACAUUCGACACGUGCAGAAUGUCGCUCUCGCAGAUGCAACUGCAAAGGCUGGUGUCUCGCCCUGGACACCUGCUAUGUUUAGGCUCUACGUGUGUCUGCUUGUAGCAACACUAAACUCCUGCAUCAAUGGAUAUGAUGGAUCUUUGAUGGGAGCCAUUAAUUCGUAUCCGCAAUACCGAGGCUAUUUUGGCUUCAGUAUGGACGAGGGCACGCCGUCCACUGGUAUUGUUUACGCCAUAUACACCAUUGGCAACUUGGUGGGCUCUUUUGCAGCAGGACCUGCCACUGAUUUCAAGGGCCGCAAAUGGGGAAUGUUCUUGGGAUGCCUUAUUAUAAUCGUUGGAACGUGUAUUCAAGCUACUAGCCACACCCUUGGAGGGUUUAUGGGCGGCCGUUUCGUGCUUGGAUUUGGCGUCGCCAUCACCUCAACCGCAGGCCCCGCCUAUGCCUCGGAAAUGGCCCAUCCCGCAUACCGAGGUGUCUUGACAGGAAUUUUCAAUACAUUUUGGUUCGUUGGCGGUAUUCCAGGAACCUUUGUUCCCUACGGCACAUCCACCAUGGAAGGCACCAUCUCCUGGCGUAUUCCGAUCUGGCUGCAAAUGGUGUUUGCCGGUAUUGUGCUCGUGUGCUCGCCUUUCUUACCCGAAACGCCGCGUUGGUUGAUCGCAAAUGAUCGCCAUGAAGAGGCCCUCAACACUAUGGCCAAGUACCAUGGCGAAGGCAGCCGGGAUUCCCCCAUCGUGCAGCUGGAGUACAAGGAGAUGGUGGAGGAUAUCUCUGUGACUGGUUCAGACAAGCGCUGGUGGGACUACCGUGAGCUGUUCAAUAGCCGAGAGCAACGCUACAGGACAAUGAUCGUGCUCACUAUGGCGUUCUUUGGGCAAUGGUCUGGUAACGGUCCAGUCUCGUACUACUACCCGACUAUGCUCCAAGGUGCCGGUAUCACCAGCAAUCACCGCCGGCUCUUGCUUAACGGCAUGCAAAAUGUCGUCUCCUUUGGUGGGGCCAUCUUCGGCGCUGUCUACACAGACAAGUGGGGCCGCCGCCCGCAACUGCUCGUCUCUACUGGUAUCUGCGUUGGGAUUUUCUGCAUCGUAUGUGCGUUGGUUGCUACCAAUGUCAUUAACGGACCGGAUGGUAAGCCGAAAGUCGACGCGACUGGUACACCGAUGAUCAAGAAUCCUGGACAAGCUAAGGCCGUGAUCGCUUUCAUCUUUAUUUUCGGCUUUGUCUUCUCGGCUGGAUACACACCACUGCAGCAACUGUACCCUGUGGAAUGUCUCAGGUACGAGUCGCGAGCGAAGGGGAUGGCUUUCUACAACUUCUGGGUGAACAUUGCUGGGUUCUACAACACGUUUGUGACUGGCAUUGCUUUCUCUGGAGCUGGCUGGAAGUACUACUUCCUCUUCAUUUUCUGGGACAUCUUCGAGUUCGUUUUUAUUUACUUCUUCUACGUUGAGACGCGUCGUCGUACCCUUGAGGAGCUCUCUGAGAUCUUCCAAGCCAAGAAGCCUGUGAGCGCUUCGCUCAGUAAGACAAAGAUUGUCAUGCAUAGCAACAAACAAGGCGUCAGCGAGAUCUUUAACAAGGAGAUAGCGGCUUAG
This is a messenger RNA of Paraphaeosphaeria sporulosa, 1756 nucleotides long. RefSeq names its product general substrate transporter. Bases 83 to 1756 code for a protein of 557 amino acids. Lineage: Eukaryota; Fungi; Ascomycota; Dothideomycetes; Pleosporales; Didymosphaeriaceae. Gene Ontology annotation, cellular component: membrane. Gene Ontology annotation, molecular function: carbohydrate:proton symporter activity. The record is from RefSeq and is a predicted model, not a curated record. Gene Ontology annotation, biological process: transmembrane transport; carbohydrate transport. The transcript is spliced from 4 exons.